UAAAAUUUUUUAUUUUGAGAUGGGACUGUCACCCAGGCUGGGAUAGAUUUGGAGAUCUUCCUGCCUCAGUCUUCUGAGUGCUGGGAUCGCGGGUGUGCGCCACCACGCCUGGCUUCUGCUGUGUUCCAUGUUCUGGACCUUUGGGGAGUCUGCAGUCUAUCCCGAAGGCCCGUCUUCUCACGCUCAGAGACCCUGUUGGAGGGUCUCGUGGCUGGAGAAGGGUGGCAGUGCCCUCCGGGGCCCUUACCUGGUGGUCCCCGUGCGGCUCAGCCCAUCCGUGUCCACACUCUGCACGCAGUGCUCAGUAGCAGCCCUUCUUCCCACUGGCACAGGUGCAGAUGGGCUGCCGUUCAGUGCCCAGAGCCCGGUCCUAGCGAGGUCUGGCCAGGCCACAGUAGCCUCUACCCUUCUCUCCGCAUCAGCGCCUGGGAACCCUUGCACUGCCCUGUCCUCAUCCCCGUGUCCCUGUGCAGCUGAAGGUCAUUUUCCCCAGCAGCAGCAAGAGGCCAAUCUCACCUCAGCCCGACGCCCUGCUGGGGCCCAGAGCCCCCGAGCCUGAGCCUCCCAUGCCUGGUUCUCACUGGAGCAAGCCCAGUGUGGCACAGCUGCGCUCAGUGCCCUGGAAGAACCCGGCUGGUGCCUCCCAGAGCACGGGCCAGGGGCGAUGACCCGCAGCCCAGCACAGGCCUGGGAGCUGUGCCCUGCUCAGCACAACUGCGGGGAAAGACCAUGCAUGGCCCGGAACACGGGGCCCUGGGGAACCCCAGCACCAGAGUCUGGGAACAGUGUCCUCCCCUUGCACCAAGACCCACACGCACCAGCCCGGUGGGCGGCCCCAGUGCUGCUGCCCCAGCUGCAGCCUCCUACCAGCCAUGCGGCACGGGGAGUGGAUCUUGGUGCAGAACAGAAAAAGACAUGCAAAGCGGGGUGUGCCUCAUGAGUCUCUGGAGAGCUCCCCACCCCACAGGUCCUGGAGCUGGCCUGAAGGCUGCAGAUGUUCAGGGGGAGUGUGUGCUCCCCAACUUUGGGCUUGCUGGGAGGGGCCAGGCCUGGCUCAGCCCCGCACCACAGGGCCCCAGCAUCACACCCUGGGCGGUCCUGAAGGACUGACCUCCUGCUGCCUGGGCCAGCGGGCUCCCCUAGGCUACCUGCCAGCCUACAAGUUCCCGUCUCUCCACACACCCCUCUUCCUGAAAGUGGGCCCAGCCCCAUCCUUUCACGCAAAAUAAAGUGUUCUCUGGUUGCUUGCUCAGCAGGAGCAGGAGCAGGAGCAGGAGCAGGAGCAGGAGCAGGAGCAGGAGCAGGAGCAGGAGCAGGAGCAGGAGCCAGUCGCUUUGGGCCAUGGCCACCAGGGGGCCCCUGUGCCCAGAUUGGGUCUCUCCCAGCUCAGCACAGGCUCACCUGGCUCCCUGAGGCUCUCCGGCUGGGGCAAAGUCCUUCACUCCCCUGUUAGUCCGGGUGCUGCUGUGUGCCAGUGGUAGCAGCCUGCAGCCCACCACCUGCCCUCCAUCUCGGCUGAGUGUGCCCCCCUGGGAGCCUGGAGUGGCCAGGAGACCCUGGCUGGGCAGAGAGUGUGGUUCUGACUCUGCUAGCCCCUGGGCUGCUGAGCAGGGGCUGGGUACCCACUGGUGUCCUUGAGAGCUGGGGUAGUCUGGAGGCCUGGCAGGGAUCAGGAGUCAGGAGACAGCAGGUGGAGGCCCCCCGGCUUUCCCUGAGUCACACUCUCCCACUCCCUGUUUUUCUGAUCCAUUGCAGGGCUACCAGGUUCCCACACACAGGGCACCCACUACAAGCUGGGCAGCAGCUCAGUGGCACCUUGGCAGAGGGAGGGGAGGCUCCUUCGAGUCCACCCAGGAAGGGAGCCGGCUGCGGGCGUGGGCGAGGCUAAGACGGGGCCUCACCAGCCUGGCGGCACAAACAGGAAGGACAGCAGCUCUGGUAACCAGAAGCUGGUGGCCCUGGGCUGGCAGGCGGGGGAGACAUGCAGAGAGAAGAGGUGGGGUGAAGCCAGGGUGUUCUCCCCUGGGGUCCCCUGUGAGGAGAGAUGCCAGGGGAGGGGCUACAGGCACAAGCACCCCACAGGCAUCUCUCCGACACAGGGUGGCCGGCAAGGCUGUCUUGGGCUGGCAGGUUGCUUCGGACCGUUCUGCAGCCGCCCGCCCUCCUUGCCAUUGCUCAAGUUUCCCACCGCAGCCUGGAAGCCAGGCGAGCCGCAGGGCGUGGGGGGCUGCAACUGCCACUGCCCCAGGCUCACCCGUACCCACUACACUCUGCCCCAGCUGCCUGGUUCCCGUCCUGACCGCACUCUCGUCUUCCCGUGGAGCCAUCGCUGAAGGAGACAGCAGCUCCCUGGGGCCCCUGGGUGACACAGCAUGGGGCUCAGUGGAGUGUGGGGGCCCAGCAGGGCUGGGGCUGCAGACCUAGCUAACAGCACCUGCGGCUGCCCCUCCUGGGACCUCUGGCUUGGGGGCUCCGGCACCACAUGUGGCCAAGUAUGGCUGUACCUGGGGGGAUGUGGGGUCCCAGGAUGCAGAGCAGGUGGUCUGAAAAACCGUUGGGAGCAGCUCAGCUGGGAGGUGACCUGGAGGGCCACUCCAGACUGGCUUCCCUGGACUGCUGCGUCUCUUACUCAGAGGCGCCGGGUAAAAGGGGAAGGAACUUGACCUCCACGGCCAGCCGGCCACCAGGCUGACUGGAGAGGGGACCUCAGGCUGCAUGUUCUCUUCCUGUUCCCGGCACAGACGCCAGCCCUGCUCGUCCGCAUCAGGGACAGGACGACUCCUUCCCUUUCCAGCCUGGAAAGCCCCCUCCCCGGGCUGCAAAAAGGAAGUCAGGCGAGGCCCUACCCGGAGGCUUCGGGCCUGGGGGUGCCUGGCAGUGGGGGCCAUGCUCUCGGCCCUCUGGCUCCUAUGGCUGCUGGGACCAGCCCCGGGGGGUGCCCCAGCACCCCAGCCCCCGGUCACCAUCCUCAUCUGGCACUGGCCCUUCACAGACCAGCCCCCAGAGCUGCCAGGUGACACCUGUGCCCGCUAUGGCAUGGCCCACUGCGUGCUGAGCACUAACCGAAGCCUACUGGCCAGCGCCAGUGUGGUGGUCUUCCAUCACCGCGAGCUGCAGACUCAGCGGGCCCGACUGCCUCUGGCCCAGCGGCCGCCUGGGCAGCCCUGGGUCUGGGCCUCCAUGGAGUCUCCCAGCCACACGCACGGGCUCCAUCGCCUCCGAGGCAUCUUCAACUGGGUGCUGAGCUACAGGAAUGACUCAGACAUCUUUGUGCCCUACGGCCGCCUGGAGCCCCGUUCGGGCCCCGCACCCCCACUGCCACCCAAGAGCAGGCUGGCCGCCUGGGUGGUCAGCAAUUUCCAGGAGCGGCAGCGGCGUGCCCAGGUGUACCGGCAGCUGGUGCGCCACCUGCAGGUGGACGUGUUUGGGCGUGCCAGCGGGCGGCCCCUGUGUACGGACUGUCUGGUGCCCACUGUGGCCCGGUACCACUUCUACCUGUCCUUUGAGAACUCUCAGCACCGAGACUACAUCACGGAGAAGUUCUGGCGCAACGCACUGUGGGCCGGGGCUGUGCCUGUGGUGCUGGGGCCCCCGCGGGCCACCUACGAGGCCUACGUGCCCCCCGAUGCCUUCGUGCAUGUGGAUGACUUCAGCUCCCCCCGGGAGCUCGCUGCUUUCCUCACGGGCAUGAACGCGAGCCGAUACCGAGGCUUCUUUGCCUGGCGCCAGCGGCUGCGUGUGCAGCUGCUCACCGACUGGCGGGAGCGCUUCUGUGCCAUCUGUGCCCGCUACCCCUACCUGCCCCAAGGCCAGGUCUACGAGGACCUGGAGGGCUGGUUCCAAGCCUGAGCACCCACUGCCCGCUGGGGAGGCCUGGUGCAUGGCAGGGUGGCAUGAUGCAACCAAACCAGCAGCAUCCGGCCUCAUGGGCCACCUUGGGGCAAGCCAGGGCCACAGACUAGGAAGCCAGGAGGGAGGAGCGGCGACGCUGGGGGGCUGUGGGGGACAGGUGGGCUUCGGGGGCACUGGAGGGGCAGGCGGGGUGGGCGGGGCAGGGCUGUGUGAGGCUGCAGUCAGGCUGAUCAAAGAGGAAAGGGGCUGAGGAUGCCCCUCUCUGCCCAGAGCAAACUCCGCUGGAGCAGCCUGGCUGGAAGAAGGUGGAGGCGGAGCUCUGGCGGCCAGGGACAUCCGGUCAGCGGUUUGUGAAGCCCAAUCCCGGGCCCUGUGAACGCCAUCACCGAGGCACCCUGGUCCCACUCUGUCCCCAGUUCUAGCCUGGAGACCCCACGACGAGCCACAGCGGGGGGCACAGACAAUAAAGAGGCGAAUGGGACUGUCUCAGG
Molecule: messenger RNA, 4343 nt
Organism: Chinchilla lanigera (long-tailed chinchilla)
Lineage: Eukaryota; Metazoa; Chordata; Mammalia; Rodentia; Chinchillidae
Gene: Fut7
Product: fucosyltransferase 7 (alpha (1,3) fucosyltransferase)
Exons: 2
Coding region: 2716-3849 (377 amino acids)
Cellular component (GO): membrane
Molecular function (GO): alpha-(1->3)-fucosyltransferase activity
Source: RefSeq, a predicted model, not a curated record